AUGAGCGCGCGCACCAAGUUCCCCGCCGUCCUCAUCCACGGCGUCUUCGGCUUCGGCCGGCAGCGGCCGCUGUGGGGCCACUGGGUCCCGUACUGGCCCGAGCGCGAGCUGCAGCGCGUCAACCCCAACCACCUGCUGGUGGACGUCGGCGGCGUGUCCUCGGACCACGAUCGGGCCUGCGAGGUGUUCUACCAAUUGGUGGGGGGCCGCGUUGACUACGGCGAGCAGCACUCCAAAGACACAGGCCACGACCGCUACGGGGAGCAGUUCGACACGCCGCUGCACCCGGACUGGAGCGAGGACAACCCCGUACACUUGCUGGGCCACAGCUUUGGGUCCACGACGGCCAUCGAGCUGUUCCAGAUGCUGAGCGCCGACUUCUUCGGCGUCGGCAGCUCGCACAAGUGGGUGGCCAGCAUCACGUGCAUCGCUGGGCCCCUGACGGGCUCCACGCUGACCCACUUGAUCGGCAUGGAGGGCGUCCACGUGGUUCACGGAGGACCCGUCCACUUGCUGGGGAUCGUGCUGGGCUCGUGGAUCAAACUGUAUUGGAAGUUCCCCAUGCUCAAGAACGCCGCGGAUCUGCACAUGGACCACUGGAGCAGGUACUCGCUCAGGGACUUGCUGCUGGCCAACGGCCCGGUCAACUCGUCGCGGGAUCUGGUCGUCCACGGUACGCUGCCCGAGCACCGCAUCUCGCGCAACGCCGAGCUGCAGCACAUGGACAAGCUGCACUUGCUAAGCAUCACUACGUCGCCCAAGACCGUUCACCGUCCGUACGGCGAAGGUGUCGCAAUUGCACUGCUGAUACUGCUGCGUUGGGGCCGAUUUCCGAAGUGGUGUCCGGCGUUGGCGAGGAACCGCGUCGUUAGAUCAGUGGCCAGCGUCCUGGUUGUUGGCUAUCUGCUAUUCAAGCUGAAGAAGCUCGACGUGUCCAAGAUGCCGACAAUGUACGGCCUCAAGUGGCUCAUCCGGCGCCGCGCCCGUAGCCUUCCGAUGAUCUUCGACGGCUACGAGCCUGGCAGCUGGGAGCACAAUGACGGCGUGGUGAACAUCCGCUCGAUGUUGAGGCCGUGGUUCCCGUCGCCACAGGAGAUGGAGAAGGAAAUCAACAGCAGCGACUCGAGCCCGCCAGCUCCGUCCCUGCCAGCGACGUCGUCCACUUCAUCGUUGAAAGACACAGCCCUGGCACGUUGCGAGUCCCACAUCUCCAUCGACGGAUUCACCCGGGACACGGACGACGAGCAGCAGUCUCUCGGCCCUCGACGCUUUGAAAAGGGCCGCUGGUACGUCUACCGCGUGGACAGCAACCACCUCGCAGGGACCUACUGGGACAGCAACGCGGCCGACUUGUACACGAGCUUGUUCACGCUCAUGAGCAAGGAGUACGAGCGGCAACCACCUUGUUAA
Molecule: messenger RNA, 1410 nt
Organism: Phytophthora sojae
Lineage: Eukaryota; Oomycota; Peronosporomycetes; Peronosporales; Peronosporaceae
Exons: 4
Coding region: 1-1410 (469 amino acids)
Source: RefSeq, a predicted model, not a curated record